AUGUCACGUGAUGAACAAAUGUACGGACAGAUGGAUGAACGGAUGGAUGUACGGCUGACAACUUUACAUAAUGAAACGAUGUACGGUCGCAUGGAAGAUUGGACUGUUGGACUAUUGGAAAGACGGAAGAAAGAAUGGAUUAACGGACUGACGGAUGAAAAAACGAGCGGAUUAUUGCACCGCACAAGUACUACAAACCCACUUAGGCCGUAUUGUGCCACACACCUGCACACUGGGCGCAACGUGUCAUUCGUACUACAGAACGGGCAUUCCCGUGUUAGUUACCUUCGCUCCUACUACCCAAGUGUAGCCGAAAUCGCCUGCAUUCAUUGUCGCCGAGCGAACUCACUACCGCAGGAGCUCGAGUACUUUAUGUCGUUUGCGCUGGCGGAUGUCAUCUACUGCUUGAUGGCCUCAUCGGUGCGCGCUGCUAAUAUGCCCGAAGAGUUUCGCCAAAUCUUGAUUCGUACAUUCGCUAAACUCAGACAGUAUCAUGUUCUAUGGACAUGGAAGGGCAAUGUCACAGAAGGCAGUGACCUGCCAUCUAAAGUGCGCCUGAGCGCUUGGUUACCGCAACAAAACAUACUCGGCCAUCAGCGUCACAGGAUCUUCAUAACACGCGGCGGCCUACUGAGCAUGUACGAAGCAAUUUAUGCGGUGCCUGUGAUGAUGUAUUCUGCGAUCGCGAUCCUUACCUCCCACAAAUCCCGACGCGCGUUGUUAUUCGCUCAGCCGAUGUCACCGCUAGAGAUGGCAAUCUUUUGAACUGAGUAUAAUCUACGCCACCACGACGCACAUCAUUUGCAAACAUCUGCACGCGACUUGAACUAA
Bactrocera oleae (olive fruit fly) is the source of this 831-nucleotide messenger RNA. NCBI's taxonomy places the organism in Eukaryota, Metazoa, Arthropoda, Insecta, Diptera, Tephritidae. The record is from RefSeq and is a predicted model, not a curated record.